Molecule: messenger RNA, 10919 nt
Organism: Xyrichtys novacula (pearly razorfish)
Lineage: Eukaryota; Metazoa; Chordata; Actinopteri; Labriformes; Labridae
Source: the annotation of a GenBank genome assembly
GAAACCCCGGACUGAAAAGCGAUCAGAGCCGGUGAAUGAGCGGAGUCUCUCAGCUGUAAAGAGGAUUUUCCCGAGGUUUUUAAGUUCUCUUUUAUGUCGGAGUGACAGACAACAUGCUGAUCAAAGAGUUGUAAGUAAAUUAACUUUCUUCUGCCGGUGUUUAUUAUAGAGAUCCAAACGUUGCUAGGCUAGUGUGUUUCACCACUCAGCCGGGUUGAACUUCAUACACACUUGUAUCAAGUUAAAAGUUUGCUCGCUUGUUUGCUGAAAUUUGUACAUACUAGGUUUAUUUAGCUACUAUAUGUCAUUUUUAGUUAUUUCGGCAUCGAUAAGUUAAGCUUUAAGAUGAUUAAAACAUCGGUAAAACUUCAGUGAAGGUUUUAGUGCGGUUGUUUAGGAUGAACUAAUUGCUCUCACUACCGUGUAAUUUGCUUGGAGGAGGGAGGUUGAGGGUGCGGCGACACACCACUUAAAGUUAGAAAAACUCAAGAUUAUAUUCGUUAUAUGAAACAUUUAUGGGAGCUGAAUAAGAGCUUUACUUUCAAUUGCUUUGAAAGUAUAUGGAUUUGUACUUCCAAGGGCGCGAGUGCGAAUGUAUGAUGUAAGCAACCUAAAAUUAGAACUUUUUUGAAUGGGGUUUGGUUUGUAAGAGUUUUAAAGGAAAAAACUGUACGUUUCCCCUACAGGACUUGAUUGAAAGAAGUGAAUGAAUGAGCCCUUUCACCUGUACAAUCUUAUUACUCCCAAGCCAGGCGCUUUUAUGACUCUCAUGUCAUAUGCACAUCAUUGCUUGAACAACAUUCAGUAGCUGGCUGUCAUCUGAUCAUGGUGCAAAGUGCACUAAAAGGGUCAGCCAUGUUUAAUAAGCAUGCUAAGAGGAUCAACUUGAGAAUGCAGAAAUCCUGCUUGCAAAUUUAGAGAAACUGGCAUAUUUUAGCUCUACAAUAGGGCCAGAACCUGAAAGCUAUGCAAUGUUUCCACCUAUGUGUGAGUGUAUGCAUAUUUUUCACCAAACAAUCCAUCAAGUUCAUGCCAGGCGGGCUCCUCUGUCACUCUGAUCUGUUCUUAUGAAAUAUUCAGGCCCUGCUAGACUAGCAACAGGUGGUGAUUAAUUGGCUAUUGUGACAAGGCACACCAGAGAAGGAUACUCAAAAAGGAUACACACGCAGCAUUUCCACAUCAGGCUCCAGGGUUAUUUGUCGUCUCAUGAUGGUUUUAUAAUUUCCUCUUCCUCUUAUUUAUGUUCCCAUGAUAAGCUGACACUCGAUUAGAUUUAACUGUUUUUACACAGAUUUUUAUGCAGCACAGAUUGUGAAUUAAUCAUGUACUUGUGAUGAGAUGAUGGGGUUUCUUUUUUACUUAUUAAAGCUGGUAUGAGCUUACUGCUGCUGCUUUCAUUUUGAAAACAUUUUGAAAGAAUAACUUUGACUUCUGUAAGUCCCCAACUUUGUCAGUUCAUUAAAAAUCAGCAGGGGUGCAAGAUAUCAUCAGCAUGAUAGAAUUGUUUGCAGACAUUAGCCAAAAAAGAUUCUGAUAUGAAAACUUGUGCUGAUGUAAUUGUCAGGCUAAAAAGUUACACAUAAAUUAUGUGUACCUGUUGAGAGUUUCACAUGCUAUAUUGAAGUAUUGCAAACAGAUGAGGGAAAAUAGACGGUGAAUCAAUAAUGGCCAAAGAGAGUUUGAAAACUUCUGCAAAAAAUGCAAUACUGUGCACAAAUAACUUGAAGUGACUCUUUAUUAUAGUAUCCAAUGACAGGGCAAAAUAUGGACAGGCCCAUGGCUCCAUAAAUCUGCAGAAUAAUCUGAGAUCUGCAUUUAUCCAGCUGUGCUGCAGUGGUAUUUAGUUUUCUUUUUGAUGAACUGAAAAAGAUCGUAGAAUUUUUUAAAAAUGUGAUAUAAUUAAGCAGAAACCCACUUUGAUUUUUAACAGUUAAUUAAAACUCCAGGUAUUUGGGACACUUAAGUUCAUACAGAAGUCCUGGAUCAUACCAGGAGAAGGUCAAGGUUCUGUCCCGUGUUAGCACACUGACAUGCACUUCCUCUGUUCUCUUAUUGCUUUAUUUUGUAUUGUGUAUCUGCUUUGAGUGUGAAUCUCAUGUAUUUUCUUCUUCUCUUUCUAGCCGGAUUGUCCUGCCUAUUUCAGUGGAGGAGGUAAGGACUCAACUGUUUCUUUGAAUUGGUUUGGGACGAUAAUUUGUGGUGCCAUUUAUAUUCACAUUUACUCGGAUUAUUCAUAAAAAACAGACAUGUUGGCAACAACAUAACAACGAAUCCUUUCAUAUUGAAUUGUAUUACAUCGCAUCAUAUGGAAUCGCAUCGCAUCACUUCAUAUUGCAUUGUAUCGCAUCAUAUCGUCAUCUUGCAAAUCUGUUUUUGGCAUCUCAGCAGAUCUCAGAUGUAAGAACUCAGGGAUUUUCUGAUAACUGAGAAAUUGUUAUAAAACUGUUGAGGUGUUGUGUAAGUUAAGUAAGACAUCUGUUGAAAUAUCACUGUAGUAUCUUUAAAACCAAAAUAUCACUAUUUGGUUUUGAAAGAAGAAACAAGUAAACUCAAAGUCCCCACUGUUUUAGGUUGCACUGCUGUGAAUUGAUACAUAUAAUACUGUAACACUGUAAGGAAAUAUUGCUGAAUGAAUUUGUGCUUGAAGUUCAAGUUUCCCACCUUUUUCAGAUUUUUACUUCAUGCAAAACCAUCAGGGUUUACUCUCCUUCAUUCUGAGCUUCCAUUUUCUCACCCUGUUGGGUCAUUAAUCCGAAUUCUUCUUGCAACACUGUACUCUUUGUCGUUUCCAAUGCCUUACUCAACUUAAAAGGCCUGUGUUUCACUAAACUACGUAAUAAGCGUUUGCUGUGUGACCGGAUUUUCCUCUUAUCCCUUUCAGUGUGAAUCUGGAUUCUUGUGUAAGUUGAGUGUCACAGCUCUGAGCUCAAGCAGGAUUAAAUCAGAGUGCAGUUUGUACUUGGUGAAAACACUCCACACGUGCAAGUGGGAAUUUACUACAUUUGGACACCGAGUUAGUGAUUUUUUGAUGAUUUUUGAAAUAUUUGUGACCUGCUGAUUAUUUAUUAAUGAUAUUUAAGUAGCUUUCUAGAACUGCUGAAUGCGUCUUUGUGGAGACGUAAAGAGAGAGUGUGCUAUCUAAAAUCAGAUCCUUUAACCCAUCUGCAAGCAAUGGUUUAGGAUUUACAUCAGCAUCACUCACCUCUGUGAGGAGAUUUCUGCAUGUUUUAUAGGUAUUUGGGGAUGUUUAGGUUUUGAUAUUUUAGAAAAUUGCUGUUCACACUUGCACAUCCCAGCAAUGGAUUUGAGAUACUGGUUUAGGUGAGAGGUGGUGGGGGCUGGGUAAAACGUGCAGAGGGGGGCGAGGAGGAGGAUGAGGAGUUUUAGGAUUUCAUCAUCUGCAGUACAUAACAUUAUUAAAAGAUUUAGACAAUCUGUAGAAAUCUGUACAAAAGGUGCAAGACUGGUAACUGAUACUUGCUGGUGUUACAUUUCAUUAAACAGAUAAGACUCUGCAGUGGAAAUCACAGCAACCCUCCCAAAAAUCAUUGUCUGUGAACACAGUUGCGGGUUAAAGCUGCUCAAUUAUUGCUGUUGGUCAUUUUUGAGCCUCUGUCAAGGAGCCUGUUGUAAAAUUAGACAGUUGUAUGGGGUUAAACAUGCCUCCUGUCCCGCUUUACUUUGGUGGCAAGCCAUCAGGUGAGCACCCAAAAUUUGUGGUUGUUGACGAGUAAGACAGUUGCUAUGUACAACACUGUCUCUGUCUUUUAUUUUUCCAUCUACAGUGUAGAUCCAUAAAUCCUUGAUCAUCUGCUCAGUGCGCCUUUGCUUGACCAUGUCCUCCAUUUUUGUAGAAUAACAUACCUUAAGUACUAAGGUUAAGAUUGAGGUGCAUGGAUUGUGAGAGCGCUCUCUGCUGGAUCAUACAGAAAGCUACUUCAGGCGGCAUGGUGUGCUGCUCAACUGCAUUAUUAUGAGUUCAAAUGGCUCAUAACAGUUUGAAUAUGAACUUUUUUCCAGAGCUUGAAUGAAUUUAAGGUUCGAAUCUUUGUUAAAAGUGACAGCCUAACUGAUGACUUGCUUGAGCCCAUUUGAAAUGGACUGAGGUGAAGUGGAAAACUCAUUCUCCUCUCUAAAGACUAAAGGGACCACUUGGGUUGUUAUUAGUACAUGAAAGCCAGCAUUCCCGACAGUAUAGGGAUGCAAAGGUGCCCAUGGCAUGUCUAAUUUACACAUGAUGGAUGUAACCAUUGAUACGAAACAAUAUAUCCAGGUUCUGGAGCGAUUUGUAAAUAUCUUUUAACACAUGGAACCUAAUUACUGGACAACCUUUUUGUCAAAUACGCUCAAACUGAAAUGGACAGAGUGUUAGCUGUCAGGGCUCCAGAGAGAUCUUCAGGAGGGGAUCCGGGUUUUGUUUAUGUCGAUUUUAUUAUGCUCCAAUUUUUGUUAUUUUUUCAUUUAACAAUUCCAACAGCAACACUUGUGGAGAGGCUAUGCUGUGGACUCUAGGAGUGUUGGAGUCAGUCUGGUAGUUGCCAACAUGUGUCUGAAAUGCACCAUAAGAUUUAGACUCAGUUCACUUAUGUUGAAGUGAAGACAACAACAACAAGAAGAAGAAGAAGCCCUUCACUUACACUCCAUUCCUUGACUGUCCCAUUUGACAGCGUGAUGUGACUCAGCAAUUUCUGACAGACUUGACGGUUGGAGUUCUUCGUCUCAACAUGUUUGGUCCAUUGUUGAUGACCAUCUUCAAUCAGGUUCAACCUGUUGCUAAUUUAGAUCUGAACGUCAUGUUCCCACCCUGGAUCGGGCUUGUAAAAGGCACGCAUCACAUCAGAGUGUAUUCCUCACAAAGAAAACACUCUGGUUGUACACGAAGAGUCACAUUCCUGAGCUCCUGCUCAUAGUGGUACGGCAGAGCAUCCCCAACUACCUAAGUAGGUUAGUGGCCUGCAGCAGAGCUGUAGGAGAGGGCCCGGCUCUCAGAUUUUCUCCCACAGAUCGAAGCAGAAGUGUCAAAUCAGAUCAUUAGAGAUGUGCUGAUAUAUCAGCUGAGUAUCAGUGUCUGUGAACACUCACUCUGCCGACAGUUCCCAGCCUGUUUGCACUUACCAACAACUAAAAAUUCCUUACUGAGUUUGUGAUUAUAAAGAAACUGGAGAUUCUUUUAGAGUGACUUUUUCUGUGGCUGAAGGUUGAAUUACAUUUGAUAAACUCAUGUAAUGGAGUUUUUCUCAUUCAAAGAUGUGUGACGAUGGCCUGGAUGUUGUCAUGUUGCUUUUGCUAACUUCCUGUCACCAGUACAGCUUACAACGCUUACUACAACAGAAGCUACUAUCUGUCCUUGUUUCAAUUCAGAACUGUAACAUGGCCAACUCGGUUCAGUUCCAGCUCCGACUUCUGAGGUACAUAGAAUAAAAAUAACCUUAUUUAAGCAGCAAAGGGAAAUUCAAUUGUCUAUAGUCUCAUUUGUCAUGUCUCAAAAAGUCAUCCACUAUUUAUAGAAGAAUUAUAGAGUCUGAUGUCUGUGGGUACAAAAGAUCUUCUGAGUAAGAGGAACAAGAUGUUACUCUUGGUUUAACAAUAGUUUUUCAAAAUAAAAGCUUCGGCUAGGUAGCUGUAGUUAAAACCUUGUUCACAUUCGUUUAAGUUGGAUCCAUUACAGCUUUUUUAAUCAUAACAAAAUAACCCUCAGUUACUCCAUCCACAUUGAUAUUUUAACUGCAUGCCCUGAUCCAACAUUACGUGGCCCAUCAUUUGGGUAACUACAAUGUUUCCUCUGUGUGUGUAUUUGUGUGUUUAGAGGGAGUGUGUUGUCCCUGCCCGGCCCAGGCUGGCUGGCUGGCUGGGGCACCAGUCGUCGUGAGUCACUCUUUCCAGUGUCACAACACUUUUGCCUGGCUCAGGGCGGGUUUGAACUUCAGGGGUCGGAAGAAGAGGAAGAGAAAACGUGUACAAAAGGCUUAGUCUGCUGUUUUUUUGUAUCUAGGCGCUGGAUUCUGCUGUGUCUGGAGUGUGCGUAAAGGAAAAGGGUUAACUUGCGGUCAUGUGGUAAUGGUUAACUGAGGUCAUGCAGAGUGACUCUUCAGGGGUUUUGGACUUGUCUUUAAAUACUGUUCAGUCCCUCUUGGGUUGUUUAUAUGGUUUUAUAAUCUGUUCAGCAUUAGUUGGCACAAUGAUAGGUCUGUUUUCCCUCCAGUGCUUAAGUUCUUUGGUGGCCAGACCUUUAAGUUUGAAUUAUGAAGAUUGCAUUCUGUAUAACAACCAGCAGGGGGCACUGGUUCAGCUCAUUAAAUGAAUCUUGCAUGUGGUCCUCUGAACAGGUUUGACUCACUCCCUCAGCCCUUUGCUGCACGUCACUUCCCACUUCUGCUUCUCUGCCUCUGACAUUAUCAACUGUCCUUUACUGUCAACACAGACAUGAAAAAAGAUAUGAGUGACCUGUUUGAAAAGCUGCAAAUGUCCAUGGGUGAUGAAUCAAACCUAAAUCACAUAUACAAGUUGAACCCUCAGUCCAUUUAUAUUCACAUAAAGCUCCUUCAAAGUAAGUCCAGCAGCAUCGUGGUGCUUUAGCGAUCAAAAACUUCAACUGCAAGACAAAGAAGGUUCCCACCUUGAGUGGAAAAUGACCACCAAUGACCGUAGCGUGACCUCAAGUGCCACACUCCAGGUCAUGUGUCAACAAGCUCAUCCUCUUAUGCCAGUGCCAGUACGAGUCAAAGAUCAUUCAUUUCCUACCACGCUGAGAGGCCGAGUCAAGAGCAAUGAAUUAUUAGAUUAUCUCUCUCAGCUUCUCUGCCCUGAGGUGAUUGCUGACAAGUUUUCACUGGUGCAGACACUUUUUUCUUAUUGUCCUGAAACUCAGGGAGCUCCAGUGUGACUGUUUUUAAAAUUGAACAGUUAAAGUGGUAGCAUUGGGCUGCCCCGUUCAUCAAUGUUUCUUUACAAGCAUUGCAAAUAGCUGGUUUUAUGUUUUUAGCCUUGUUAUGAGCUGUAUAUUAAAGUGAUCCAAUAACAGUUUUUCAAAGGCUGAUACUGAUAAUCAGAGAAAAGUUAGACCAAUCAUCGAUAUUUAGUACCAAUAUCACAAAGUUGUUUUUUGCUUUAAUUUACAGCAGUUUCAAAUAUUAACAAACGGGAAAAAAGCUGCUGAACCUAAUAUCACCACAAAUGAAUUUUGGAAUGUUUGUUCAGCCUUCUUAAAUUAUUAAGGAGGAGAUCAAAUUACAAAGAUUAGAGAGAUUUGAGUUUUAGGAGAAAUCGUUUCAUGCACAUUAAAACCAAAUAUUUCUUGUCAUCUUAGCUAGUAACUUAAAUAGAUUUUUAAUGAUCUUAGAAAACAUACUUGUGGCUUUUGAGGGAUGAUGCUAACAAGAUGGCGACUGGUAAAAAUUGGAUUAAUCAGCCAUCCGAGUAACCCAUCUAUUUCUAGUGUAUACUGGUGCUGUUGGACCAAUUGAUGGCAACUGAAAUAACCAGUGCUGGCCAAAGUCUGUCCUCAUAAGGCAAAGUUAUGUAAAUAAUGUCUGCAGACAAUAAAGGCAGCUUUGUCAGUGUGGCUGCUGUUGGGUAAUGUCUACAGAUUUUUCUAAUCCUAAUUGACAGCAUAUCAAAUAUGGAGGAGUUACUGUCUGUUGAGAGGGUCAACUCUAAAAUCACAACUGUAUUCUCCUUUUCUGCCUUCAGUACCAAGUGGGUCAGCUGUAUGCUGUAGCAGAGGCCAGUAAAAACGAGACAGGUGGAGGAGAAGGUGUGGAGGUGAUAGAGAACAGGCCCUACGAGGAAGAUGGAGAGAAAGGACAGUACACACACAAGAUCUACCAUCUGAAGAGGUAAGCUGCCGAGCUCUGCUUCAACACCUGGUCAAGACAUCCAGGAAUCAUUGAGGUGUAAAUCUGAUUACUUGUGCAGAGACAGUUUGAGGAAACAACACAAAUCUUGUGUCUAAUGAGGAGUUUUUCUUUUGUUUCUCUUCAGUAAAGUUCCAUCCAUCCUGAGUAAGGUCGCUCCUGAAGGAUCUCUUCGUGUUCACGAGAAAGCCUGGAAUGCAUAUCCUUACUGUCGGACCAGUGAGUACAACAACACAGCACACACACGUCACCUUUAGACCUCUGUACCCUGCUAAUCCAGUACAGGGCGCUGCAGGAGCUGCAACAGAGCCGGAAAUGUAUCCUCUUUGAUUCACAUUAUAUAACUGGUGUUUGUUAUUUGUCUCUCUUUUCUUGCUCAUCCCUGAUCUGACCAUCCAUGUUGACCUCCUCUUCUGAUGCAGUCCUCACGGUAAUAAUUACCUCUUUUACAUUCUUUGAAUCCACCACAUACUUCUUCUUUGAAACAUUUAUAAUGCUCAUUAUUUCUGUUCACUGGCCAAAAGAGGAACUCAUGAACUUGUUUAUUCUGUGCAUCAUUCAGUCUGCUUUUGUAUCUUAACCACCUGUCAUUUUCUAUGUUUUGCAUCUGUGUUGACUGACCUCUCUUUUGUUCACAGAAUGAAUACAUGAAAGAGAAUUUUGAGAUUAAGAUCGAGACAUGGCACAAGCCUGAUAUGGGGGAUACAGAAAAUGUAAGUCCACUGCAUACUCCAAGUUUCCUUACUUGAUGUAUGGAGGUGUUUUACACAAGUCAAACUGGCAAGACUCCUUUAGCUGAUUGAUUUUGAUGAGUCAGUUUGUUUGCAGAGGUCUGUGUUUAGGGCUGUAUCCAUGGCAACAAUGUGCUGUCAUGGAAUAACAGACUGUUGCUGUGGAGUAUUGACCAAUCAGAAGCCAGUAAUGAAUACAGCUGUGUCAUAAUUUUGCUGUUCUAGUAAAAUUUUCAUCUAUAAUGUGACUUUGUUGCUGACAAAGGACGAGUUAUGAAUUUCAUAAGUAAUCUUAAGAGGUAACUCAUCCGGCUGCUUGAAUUUUCUUUCUGUGCUGCAGGUACAUGGACUGGACAAGGGUACCUGGGACCAAGUUAAAGUAGAGGUCAUUGACAUUGCUGACAGAAGUGCUGUAAACCCAAAGGUAAGGGUCACUAUUGCAUUUGCAGAAACAAACCCAGACUCUGGGUCCCUCACUUCCCUGCACUGUUAUUUUGUCGGUGAUAAGAAUACUUCGACAAUAUUAGAUUCAGCUCUUUCAUAUGACAAAAGUAAAAUCACACCAGGAUUAUAAAAUUAAAAUCCAGACAGUCGUGUUGAAUUAAACCUUGACAUGUUCAGAUUACGUUGGCGAGUGAUUAAUCAGUGAUAUCAGUGUCCACAAUCCUCUCAUGGUAAAUUAUUUCCUCAGGAGAAUUGUCCCAAACCCACUUCUGCUGUUUUUUUUGUUUCACUGUUUAUCACUGAACUUGUUGCAAUUCAUUGUGCAGGACUACAAAGAAGACCAGGAUCCAGCCAUAUUCAAGUCUGUGAAGACUGGACGAGGGCCUCUGGGACCAAACUGGAAGGUAAGUCCACCUCCAGUCCCCCUCUCUGUGGCUCAACUAUACAAGGCUGUGAAGCAUAAAAACCUGAAGACGGUGUGUUUGUAACAUGUCUGUUUUUCUGUUCGUUCACAGCAAGAGAUCGCUAACAGCCCCAGCUGUCCACACAUGUGCGCCUAUAAGCUAGUCACUGUAAAAUUCAAGAUGGUGAUGUUGGGAAGUACUAUAGAAUCAAUGAUCCAGAAGGUAAAAAAUCCUGUUUUUAUUUCAAAAAAUGAAAUACAAUGUCUUAAAGUCAAACCUUAGGGCUGAACAAUCAUAUUUUAUUCAUUUAGCCUAGAAUUGAGCUUCUAUAUUUUAGUGGACAUAAACCUUGAAGUUAUUUUGUAUUUUAACUGUUGUCUAAUCUUCCUCUGCUGUCUGUCUCACACUCAUCCAUUCUCUCUCUCUCUCUCUCAUUCAGACGGAGAAACGCUUGUUCACUAAUUUCCACAGACAACUGUUCUGCUGGAUUGACAGAUGGAUCGAACUGUCAAUGGACGACAUCCGACGCAUGGAAGAGGAGACAAAGAGGGAGCUGGACGAGGUGACUGAUUUAAUAUCCUCCACACUAACACCACAUUUGUGAAAUUAUAGCUGUAUCAGUCCAGUUUGGAAGGACCUCGGACACGAAGAAGUCAUGAUCCUUCAAGUCUGCAUGAGCAAAUAGAAAAGAAGUUGAGGAUUUGUCAUCUACAGUACAUAACUUUAUUCAUAAGGUUUGGAGGAUCUGAGGAGAUUUCUGUGCAAAUCCAGUACUGGAUGCACAUGAACCUCCAUUCAAUAGAUUGUGUAAAAAAACAGAUAUAACUCUGUAGUGGAAAUCACUGCAUGGUCUCAAAAUCACAUCCAGAAACCAUUUUUGUUAUCAUCCAUGUAAGAUAGACUGCAGUGAAGGGGAAAACUUUUACUGUGACCUGGCAUGGACCAUGGACAGUACAUGUACAUCCAGAUCUGAAGAUGUGGCUCGUUAUCAGCAGCACCUAGUUCAAAGCCAGCAUCCCUGGUGGUAUGAAGAUGAAUAUGUGUCCAAGGCAAGGGUUGUUUUCCCUCUGUUAAUGCUGAACAAUAUAUACUGGUUUUAGAGCAACAAGCUGCCAUCCAGACAAAGACUUCUUCAGUGAAGACCUUGCAUAAUAUAGUGAGACAAUGCCAAACCACAUCCUGCUUGUAUUACAACAGCAUGUGUCCAAAGUAGAAGAGUCUGGUCUGCCUAUUAUGAACAUUUGGUGCAUCAUGACACACACACACAAAAAAACCAACAACAAAUGAGAUCCCAACAAAUGAACUUUCAAUUGAAUAUCAAUAUUCAAUACAUUUUUAGUAAGCCUUCAAAUAACCCAUCUUAAUGGAAAAUAAUAUAGCUGAAAUUGUCUUUUUAAUACUGUGUAAAUAAUGUGUCAUUUUGACUUUUCUUUCCACAGAUGAGAGAGAAGGGUGAAGUAAGAGGCAUGAGCGGUGAGGAAAAAUGA